Messenger RNA from Cavia porcellus (domestic guinea pig), 1400 nucleotides. RefSeq names its product enoyl-CoA hydratase, short chain 1 (gene Echs1). Gene Ontology annotation, cellular component: mitochondrion. Bases 82 to 954 code for a protein of 290 amino acids. The record is from RefSeq and is a predicted model, not a curated record. Gene Ontology annotation, biological process: fatty acid beta-oxidation. The transcript is spliced from 8 exons. Gene Ontology annotation, molecular function: enoyl-CoA hydratase activity. NCBI's taxonomy places the organism in Eukaryota, Metazoa, Chordata, Mammalia, Rodentia, Caviidae.
CACUCCCCAUCCGCUUCCGGACUGGUCUCGCGAUAUCCAUCUGCGGCGCAGCUUUGAGUGAAGAUAGACGUCUUUAGAGCCAUGGCAGCCAUACGUGCCUUGCUGCCCAGCGUCCGGGGUCUGCUACGGCCUCUGUCCCAUUUCCUCGCCCUGCGGUCGUUCGCUUCGGGUGCUAACUUUGAGUACAUCAUCACAGGAAAAAAGGGAAAGAAUAGCAAUGUGGGGCUAAUCCAGCUGAACCGCCCGAAGGCACUCAACGCACUCUGCAAUGGCUUGAUCGUAGAGCUCAACCAGGCACUGGAGGCCUUUGACGCAGACCCAACUGUGGGUGCCAUUGUGCUUACCGGUGGAGAUAAAGCGUUUGCAGCUGGAGCUGAUAUCAAGGAAAUGCAGAACCAGACAUUGCAGGACUGUUACUCCCACAACUUCCUAAGUCACUGGGACCAGCUGACCCAGGUUAAGAAGCCAAUCAUCGCUGCUGUCAAUGGUUAUGCUCUUGGUGGGGGCUGUGAACUUGCCAUGAUGUGUGACAUCAUCUACGCUGGUGAGAAAGCCCAAUUUGGACAGCCAGAAAUCCUGCUGGGGACCAUUCCAGGUGCAGGGGGCACCCAGAGACUCACCCGAGCAGUUGGAAAGUCACUGGCAAUGGAGAUGAUCCUCACUGGUGACCGCAUCUCAGCCCAGGAAGCCAAGCAAGCAGGUCUUGUAAGCAAAAUUUUUCCAGUUGAAAAACUGGUUGAAGAAGCCAUUCAGUGUGCAGAAAAAAUUGCCAGCAAUUCCAAAAUUAUAACAUCCAUGGCCAAAGAAUCUGUGAAUGCAGCCUUUGAAAUGACAUUAACAGAAGGAAAUAAAUUGGAGAAGAAACUCUUCUAUUCAACCUUUGCCACCGAUGACCGGAGAGAAGGAAUGGCUGCAUUUGUGGAGAAAAGAAAGGCCAACUUCAAAGACCACUGAGAACCACUACGUGUGCCUUAUACUUCUGUUGAGAGGGCAAAGCAGGCCAUCCGUUUUGAAGCAAAUAAAUCUUCUCCUUUUAAAGGGUAGUGUAGGUGAGAUAUGCUUUCUUUGCUGGCCACAUGAGACUGUGGCCAGCACUUGAGCUGUACUGAACAAAUGGCCUUCACUUGGCUGCCAAGAAUCAGGCAGGUUGCACUGUGACCAGAGCAUACUCCUUUAAAUCAAAAGUUCUGCUGACAAACCUUCAGGGUGUUUUAAUUUUUUAAAUCACUUCAGGAACUGAGAUGCUAGUUUAGGGGACCCUUUUGUGCAUAGAUGGAGUCCAGACGGAAAGUGGGUGCCUGCCCACCAGGUCGUGGGGUUUAUGGCUGCUUGAGGAAAGAUGUUCCUGUCUCUUGAUCUUGAACAGAAUAAUGCUGAUUAAAGUGACUACUUAAAGUUAA